AUGGGUCUCCUCGCUGUCUUCUACUUGCUAGUGGAGCGUUUAUCUGGUCAACAAGACUUUGUGAUCGGUGCUCCCUCGUCCGGACAAGACGCUGCUGAGUUGCAGGACAUCAUGGGAUACUUCGUUAACACUCUACCGUUGCGUCUCGGCGGAAAAUUCGCAGGAGAUGAAGAUUUCAAGAGUUUCUUGAAAAAUGUUCGCAAAGUUGUGCUGGGCGCCUACAACAACAUGGAGAUUCCUUUCCACAAGGUUCUGGAACACCUACGUGCUUCAGCUCACAGCAACGACGACAUUGAACGACGAUGGCAACAUCCACUUUUCCAGGUUAUGUUUUCUUGGGAACAAAGUGAGGAUACGUCGAGUACCACGUACACGGAGCUAGAAUUACCACAUCAGUCUGCCAAAUUCGACCUCAUGUUGUCCAUGAGAUAUCGUCGCCUUAACGGAGACGAAUGUUUGCUUGCUCAAGUGUGGAAAACCCCGGAUCACCCAGCCCUUCACUUUGAGGGCACGCAGUGGACAUACCAGGACUUGUGGAAGUACAGCUGCCGCGUCACCAGAGCCUUGUGCAUGCUGGAUAUCUCUGGUUGUUCCGCUGAGCUUCAUAUCGGUCUGCUCUUGGAUCGAGGAGUGGAAAAUGUUGCAGCCAUGAUCGGAAUAUUGCGGUUGGGGGCAGUUUUUGUGCCGCUUGACCCCGAGUUUCCUCGUGAGCGUCUGCGUUAUAUGACUCGUGAUAGCGAACUUCAAGUGAUCAUCACGCAACGGAAACACGCAGAGAUCGCUGCGUUUGUGUCGUCACGAGAGUCAGAGGAAGAACUUGCCCCACGAGUUUUAAACUACGAAGAUGUAGAUCGUCUAACCUCGUCUAGCGAUGGAUGUGCAAGAGAUGACGAGUUUGACAGCGAAUCGAGGCUUCUGAAGAGACAGAAGCGAGACUCCGAUACAGCAACUGCUUACGUCCUCUACACCUCUGGGUCGACAGGUAAUCCGAAGGGCGUUGUGGUGCCUCACGCUGCUUUGAUGACAACUCUUUGGUGGACAGUACGCACGUAUGAAGUGACGUCAAGUGACGUUUUCCUCCAGAGCACAUCGACGACUCUGGACGGCUCGUUAUCUCAACUUUUUUCGCCUUUACUCGUUGGCGGAAGCGCACGAAUCACUCGUCCAAAGGGGCUCCACGAUCUGCAGUACAUGCGAAAGGUGCUGCUGGAAGCUCCUCACAUCUCGUUUUGUGUAUUUGUGCCGUCAUAUUUCUCGCUGAUCGUGGACUAUAUGAGUGAAAACGGUGAUACUUUUCCAGCUUCCAUCAAGCACGUUAUACUGGCGGGUGAGGCUUUUCCCAUUGAACUUGCACGUCAAUUCUACAAGAAACACCCGGCCUGUUCUACGUGUCUUGUCAAUGAAUACGGACCCACUGAGGCGUCGAUAACUUCGACAGCUUUUCGGAUGCCUCGAGAACUGGCGAUGCAGAACGAGUCAAGUCUUUUUCAAGGACUUCAUAGUGUACCCAUCGGAAAACCGAUAGACGAGCAUCCGGUGGUAGUGCUGGAUGCUCAGAGAAGACUCGUUCCAGUGAACGUCCCUGGUGAGUUGUACAUUGGUGGAGCAGGGGUGGCUCGUGGCUAUUGGCGUCGUCCAGAACUCACCGAGAACUCGUUCGUUCUUCACAAAAAACUCGAAGAAAUCGCGUCACUAGCUCAGAAGCGAACACGAAGAUGGUACAAAACUGGGGAUUUGGUGAAAUGGCUACCUAGUGGCGAGUUGGUGUUUCUCGGACGCACAGAUGCACAAGUGAAGCUUCAUGGGAUGCGAGGCGAGCUACAAGAAGUGCGCAACAUUCUACUGCGCUCUUCAAGCAUCAAGGCAGCUGAGGUGCUCUCAGUUCCUCAGUUGACCUCGCCCGGUCAGAAGCAACGGCAAAUGUCGUCGACGCUCGUAGCUUUCGUCAUGCCAGCUGAGAGUAUCGACGAAUUAUCGGUCCGAGACGGUUAUUUAACCGAGUUACGCGCGUAUCUUGACCAGCACCUUCCACUUCACAUGGUGCCUCAGUCGAUUCAAGUUGUCAGUAGCUGGCCACGCACACCAAACGGGAAGAUCGAUCUUCGAACGCUCGCAAGUUGGGCUGGCUCAAACUCGACAGACUCUCGUCCUGGAGAACAAAAGAAAGAGUCUACUAUUACAGUACAGUUAGCUACGGACAUUUUACGGCAGGUGUGGAUGCAGGCUCUAGAGCUCCAGCCUGUGGAUGGUGACCAAGACAUGGACGACAAACUCGAAGCGAACUUAAUGUCCAAGUCUUUCUUCGAACUGGGUGGCGAUUCGCUGGCGGCUAUCCGAGCGAUUGCUCUUGCGCAAGCACGGGGACUCUCCUUAGCCCUUGAGCAGUUCUUCCGCACGUCAUCGCUGCCUGAAAUGGCUCGAAGGGCUGCAGCUUCGAUGGUGGAUUUACGUCAGUGGACAUCGGAGACGCUAGUGCCACCUAACUGGCCCACAGCGAAGAAUACACGCACAGUUUUCCUUGUUUUCAUGACGCUGACGGGACUGUCUGGAACCUGCUGGAACUAGCUCGACAAAUUGCCCGCUUGCGGUCGUCGGAGUUCAAGCAACCCAACUC
This is a messenger RNA of Phytophthora infestans T30-4, 2614 nucleotides long. RefSeq names its product AMP-binding enzyme, putative. Gene Ontology annotation, cellular component: cytoplasm. Gene Ontology annotation, biological process: amino acid activation for nonribosomal peptide biosynthetic process; secondary metabolite biosynthetic process. The coding region runs from base 1 to 2565 and encodes 854 amino acids. Lineage: Eukaryota; Oomycota; Peronosporomycetes; Peronosporales; Peronosporaceae. The transcript has 3 exons. Gene Ontology annotation, molecular function: catalytic activity; phosphopantetheine binding. The record is from RefSeq and is a predicted model, not a curated record.